AUGCAGUCCAAACGAGAGAGGGAGGGCGACCGCGAGCGAGAUAGGAAAGCUUCUCGACCUAGUCGAGGUAGUUUACACUCGCCGAGAAGUAGUUCUAGUUCUGGGUCUGGGGUAAUGAUGGUUGGACCGAAUUUUCGUGUUGGUAAGAAGAUUGGAUGUGGAAACUUCGGUGAACUACGACUUGGUACGAAUAAUGGAUUUGUCGUUACCAUAUUUUGCGGAUUUAUGAUGUCUACACCAUACCCUUUUAGCGUCUUAUCAUGUCAAGCUUACGCUAUCUUUUUUUUUCUCCGUCUAUCUGACAUUUGUAGGGAAAAAUUUGUACAACAACGAGCAUGUCGCCAUCAAACUGGUGAGUCGUAACCACUUUAAAAUUGCUGUCGCUUUUGUUCGGUUCUUUCAUGACGAAAUACAAGAUAUAUUACCGCCAACUGAAGGCAAAUAUCAUAUUCUUUCUUGGCAGGAACCCAUGAAAUCUAGGGCACCACAACUUCAUCUGGAAUACCGAUUUUAUAAGGUGCUUGGAAAUGCUGGUAAGUGGUAGUAAGUAAUUCAUGAAUACACAGCAUAAAAACUUUUAGUUUUGCCGCAAAAAGUUGAUAUGCGGCGUGCAGGAAGUGACAACAUAUAUAGCGACCCUUUGUAUUCCUUUUAACGGGCUGUUGAUCGUAAGACACAGCCAAGCGUAGAUAGCUGUGGUUACCCUAAGCAUCCUUUGCUUAAAUUUAAUCUCUUCCCGAAGAUUUCGACAUUUUCAUUUUCUCUUUCUGACGUAGCGUAUCGUAUGUUUAUUUGUGGUAUUCCCCAUGUUACUUGACCUGUAUUUCCAGUGGGUAAUAUUCCUAAUCCUUGUACAUUUUUCGAUAGAAGCGAUAAGGCAAUGAAAAACUCUGUAAAUGCUAUUCAACGCUGAAAUUUUGGCCUUCUUUCUCUUCACGUAUGUGGUAAUUUUUGGGAAUUUUCAGAAUGAGAUUUAGGUUUUUUGCUAUGAAUUUGAAAAGAUCAAUUCCUCGGUCUAAAAAUAUUAGAAACAGUAUUAUUCAAUAAGCUUAAGUUCUAGCGAAAGAAAUUUGAAAAGAUAGAAAAUAUGCUUUUUUAUUCUACUUUCCAUGUUAAUCGUCCAGUUAAACCUUCACAAUUAGCCGAAAUGUUAAGUACAAAAUUGGUGAUUUUCAUGUGGUCCUCAUUGAAUUAAAAGAUGUACCAAGAACCAAUGCAUGCGGGAUUACUCAUUUAAGCCUCGUAUUUCGGACAUGAUUGAGCUGUAAAACGUUGAUUUCUUUUUAAAAUAUUUCUUUAUGAUAUUUGAGCUUGAAAGUGUCAUUAAAAUCGACAAUUAGUGACUUUUUUGUAUUCUAAUUUUUGGGUCAACUGAGAUUUGCCAUUUCAUUGGUUCAUUGCUUUGGUUUCUUGUCGCUUCAUAAACUGUGGGUAAAUAAGUCUGUCCUUUUAGUGAUAACUUUGUGAUCUGUAGUCAAAGUACCAAUGAUGUCCAAUAUUUCAGAAAACAUUCAAUUAUCAAGUUUGUCAAGACCCAUUUUGUAUGGUUAUAGUAUAGAACAUUAAAUUUUAACAUUCUGGGACAUGUUAAGUACCUCCCUUGAAAAAAAAUCUUAUUUAUUAACAUUCAGACUUUUAGUAUUAGUCAUACCCUCAAUGUUAGUGAAACUUUCAACUAAACAUGGUGUAAAAAAAGGGGUGUCACUAAUUUUUGAAGAGGUGGGGAAAUUGGAAAAGGUGUUCGGGAUUUGACAUUUUAAUGUAUUGUCAACCAUUGCUUGUAUUUCCAAUGGCCGGGCAAAAUCCCCAGUCCCUGGCUGACAGUUUUCUGAAAUGGUUAAAUGUUUGACUGUAGAACCUAAAUAUAUCUUUGGACCUGACGUCACAUGAGGCUAAUGCAUGCCUGUUUUCCCUUUUUUGUCUUGAUUCUCUCUUGUUCUGUUCAAGUGCAUUUUACCCUAGCCUGGAAGAGGAUUUACACUUUCAUUUUCAGAUUUUAUUCACUAAUACUAAUUUUAAAGGUGAAUUUCUCUAGUCUUGUAUCAAAAUGAGAAUAUACAUGUCAAUUUCCAUUGCCUUAUGGAAUACUAUUUCCCAAAGCUCAAUGUUAACCUUUUUCAAAUGGUUCAUGUUGGUAAAAACACAAUGUUUUGAUUAUAACACUAAUUUGCAAGCUAAAAAUUUAUACAGUAUCAACAAUUUAGUAUAAGGUUUUUGAAAUAAAUCAUUGUUUUUUUAUGUCACCUGGUGAUAAAGUUCUAAAUUGACAAAGGCAUACAACUAGCCACUCUGUUUUUAUUUCAUAUCCAUAGAGAAUGAUUGAGACAAUUUUAUUAAAAAAUCUGGCAAUGGAGUUUUCAGAUGAUUUCAGUGUGAUAAGAUGUUUAGCAGGUUUACUGUCAUUGUUUUUUGAGAUGAGGCUAGUCUCAUGGUUGUUGUUCCCCAACGUAAUCUGUUUUAAGAACCCACAAUACAGUUACUAAUAAUAUUGGAAGAAGCCCCUUACCAUUUUUAGUAUAAAGGUGUUGGGUGACCACCAAAACAGGACCUCAAUUUCCUUCAUUCAAUUUAACUCAACCUUUUUGUUCAUUCUUGGCAGAGGGUAUACCUCAGGUUCACUACUUUGGUCCUUGCGGCAAGUACAAUGCACUAGUCAUGGAGCUUCUUGGACCAAGUUUGGAGGACUUAUUUGACCUCUGCAACAGGCAAUUUAGCUUGAAAACAGUACUGAUGAUUGCUAUUCAACUAGUGAGUACAUAUGCUUUUUACUGCAGUGCUUUUCAAACCAGGUUUAUUUCUGCUCAUGACUGGAUUGUCAGAGUUGGUAGCAAGCCAAUAGCGGUGUGAGGGACAAGCUUAGUGAUUGGUUUAUUGUUUUUGGCUUGUGCCUCUGACAAUGCAGUGGUUUGCACCUGAUUGUAAGUAGCAUUCAUAGUGGCAGCUGCAAGAAAAGUUCUGAUUCUUGAAACUCCAAUGCCAUCAGCUACAUGACUCCAAUACUAACUGAAUUUUUUUUUAUUUUCACCUGGUCAUAACUACUUAUCCAAGUCCAAUCAUAACUCUGACUUCCAACUCUAUGAAAACAACCCCUCUUUAGAAAUACAAGGUGAAAAAUGUUGGCUUGAUGAAUUACAGGAUGCUAGCAGAAACAAACAGAAUGGCAGUUUUUGUGUGAAAGUGAAACCCUAACUUUCCUUGUAAGGGUAAAGCUUUCGUGCCAGCUUUGUUAAUUUGUCUGAGUCGACUUAGAUAGAUCUUAAAUCAAAAAUCAGGGCUCACUUAAUUAAGUAAUGGUCCAGAUAAGAAGGAAAGGGCCAAAACGCAGUGAACACGCCGGAAUGCAAAAAGGUGCUAACUUUACUAUUGUCUCUACUAAGGUUCUGAUUGGUUUAAACAUCAAAUUUUACGAAAUCUUCGCAAAGUAGCAUGUAUAUUAAUCCCUUUUUUCUAUCCAACUUCCUUAUAACAAAAUCUCGUCUGAGUCUAAGUAACACAGAAAUCGUAUGUGCGGAUCAUGUAAAAUUGUGAACAUUUCUUGGCCAUUGUUUGCAACUCUUGUGAUUGGUCGAAAUGUUUUAACACAAAAAUACACCCUUUAGAAGUGGAGUUUAAAUACAUUUUCUUUCGUAAACAGCCUUUUUGUAGAUUUAUGAACUCUCUGCGUAAAAAUGAAAACAUUUCUAUGUGAGGAAAGCGUAUUGCGCCACAACAAUAGAAAUUGCUUUCCUUCUUACCUGGAUCAUUACUUAAAUGUACAAUUUUUUACUUCUUUACUUCCCAGAUUUCAAGAAUUGAGUGUGUUCAUUCAAAGAAUAUGAUUUACAGGGACAUAAAGCCAGAAAACUUCCUUAUUGGACGUAAAUCUUCAGGCAAAGAGAAAACAAUUCACAUUAUAGACUUUGGUCUUGCAAAGGAGUACAUCGAUCCAGAGACUAAAAAACAUAUACCAUACCGUGAACACAAAAGUUUAACAGGGACUGCAAGAUACAUGAGCAUAAAUACACAUUUAGGAAAAGGUAUGAACUGCGUGUUGCUGUAACUGAUGGCCUCAUGGCAAUACAGUCUGUUGUUACAUUUCUGAUUAAAUCUUAAGAAGACAAAAUUAAGUUCAAAAGAUCUGGAAUAAAUCCUAUUCCCAAGAACACAAAAUAAAAAGUGGGUUUUUUCUAGGCCUCAUGUGAUGCACAUGUAGACAAGAGUUUCACAAGAAUUCUUCUCACAUUAAAUUUUAUCAGGAGUAAGUUUUAGUAAGGUAGAUACAGGUGACAGGCUGAUCUGUUAUCUUACGGGACUGUGCCUUUUUUUCAAAAUAGAUUAUUGAUGGGGUGGCUGGAAAAAAUCCCCAAGUGAUUUAUGAUAGAUUGCUAGAUUUUUCUCUCGAUUUGGUUUACAUAUGCUUGUGAAUCAAAGGAAGAAUUUGAUAUCAGAUCAGGGUCCCUUCAGGCCUUUGUCAGGGAUUUGAAUGAAUGGCAGUUAACUGGCAGUUACGUUCCAGUGUAACUGUAAGUACUUGUAACAAUGGGUAAAUACUGUUUUCCAGUUCUCUUACCAUAAUUAAUAAAUUAAUACUGGUUAAAUCAGGUAUGAUAUAGCAAAAGUAUAUUUUUUCAGCCAGAGGUUAGGUACUGUAUUUAUUCGGCUAUAAGCCGAGCAAUUUUUACACAAAUUAAAGCUAAAGUUCCAUGAUAUUUGAGCCCAAAAGGGGGUCUCAGCUCAUAGCCAAGAGUCUUUGACAAAAAAAAAUUGUUCAGUGCAUUGAAACUCUACUAAAUGGGCAUGUGUUCACUUAUAAGCUGAACAAAUAGCAGUGGCAAAAGAUCGAAUUGAUCUAUUACAAAUCUGAAUGUUAAGUGAGCUAAGCACAGAAAUUCAGUCCCAAGAUCUCACAUUGGUAAACCUUUUACAACGAGGGAAGGUGUAAAACAAAUGAGAGAUGUUGAGGGAUUCGUAAAACAAUCCCCUGUGUUUGGUCAAACUUGAGCUUCAAAACAUUUGCCUGGUUACUAAGCAAGGAGGAAUGCAACACAAACUGAUGUGCUUUGUUUGAUUGAAAGAUGAUUCAUGUGAUCAUUUCAAGCAUGAUAUGAUGACGACAUGAGGAGGGAUUGAUAGCAGCGAAAAACCCAAACAACAAUAUAUUUAUGUUUUCCUAGAGAAGGUCACAUUCUUUUCAAAAUUGUUAAGUUUUACAGUAGUUAAAAGUCUUGUAACUAAUGGGUCUUGGCUUAUAACCAGGUGGUUUGGAUUUAUCUUUCAUUCUUGGUUAUGCUAAUUCUACAAGUUUUCAAGUUUAGGGUCUCAGCUUGUAGCCAAAUAAAUACGGUAGUAUUUAGAGGCCCUGUCAGGGUUAAAUUCCAACAAGUGACAUGGGGUUAAAACAGGAACAUAACACGAGAUGAAAUGAUGACACAUGACAUAAAGAUGCAUUGAAGACAGAAAAGGACAUGGCCUCCUCAAAGCACAGAACAGCGGUAUUUGAAAUUCAGACUAGGGACCUACCCAACAGGGCCUCUAUUUAGCCCAUGCAUACAUUUAGUUUAAUUUUUUUAAAAAAAUAAGGUUAACAAUCUCCACUUCUUACAAUCAAUUUUUUUCUUCUUUGAGUAUUCAGACUAUUUUUGUAAAAAGAUGGUUAUUUUUGUGUUUCAGAGCAAAGUAGAAGAGAUGACUUAGAAGCAUUAGGUCACAUGUUUAUGUACUUUCUAAGAGGGAGCCUUCCAUGGCAAGGCCUUAAAGUAUGUCUCUUGUACUUAUAUUGAAUUUUUAACUCCUUGUUUUUAUUAAAGGAGGUGACCAUAAGUCACUGUUAUAUGGGUUCAUAUGGAUUUUAAUUUCUUUAUAACUUUGUAAUCAUUUCCCUUUAAAAAAGUGUUAAGUUUUUAAAGAGUUGAACCAAACAAAAACUUUUAAACAGUGUGUUAACUGGGGCAUGGCCAGCUAACAGAGUACAAAAUGGGGUGUUUAAGCCAAGAGGGUGCAACCCUAAUGGCACACAAAGAUGCAACAAGCCAAAUGGUGGCAAUAAAAGCUACUAGUUGAGCAAUUUCAUUUUCUAAUUGGGUUUUUGGCAGCCUAACAUUUGAAAUUUUAAGGGUGUUGUACAAAAUAAUGUUCUCAUGCAAAGUAGGGGACUGUGUGGCAUCUUGAAGCAUCUGACCCGAUGUGCUUGUUUAACAUAAUAUUUAUUGCAAGUAUUUUUAGAUGUUAAGAUGAAAUUGUGCAGUUAUAAAACUCCAAAGAAAAUUUCUUUAAGGCAAGACAGUGUUCGACCUAAGUACCCAAAGUAAGAAUAUUUGUAGAGAAUAAAAUUUACAAAAAUAUGCUUCCUUAAAAUAUUAAUUAAAAAAAUUGAUGCAUUUCAUAUCAAAUAAUACUAAGUAAUUAAAACAAUAGUGAUUAAAAGUUUUCUGACAUUUCAUAUAAACAUAAUGCUAAGUAAUCAAAAGUAAUUAAAAGGUCCAUAGUGUCUACUAGAAAUUACUUAUUAGAAAGUGAUUUUUCAUCACAUGUCUAUGUGCACAUGCAACCUUACCAGUGUUGUGUAGGUAAUAUGACUUCUCAAACUCAUUAAUAAUUCAUAAAGAAAAUUCAAAGGAAAUUAAUGUUUAAUGAGUGUUUGGAUAUCAGAUGAAAAACUGCUCAUUUUUGCAUCCUUAAUUUCUCCUUCAAAAAUGAUUUUGUUUGAGAAGAAAUAUCAAACAUUCGACACAGUGUUUCAUCGCCAGAUGAAACACCUCGAAGUUCGUCAAAAAUACUCCGCUACGCGUCGUAUUUUCAACUCUCUUCUCAGUGUUUCAUCUGGUGAUGAAACACUGCGUCUCAUGUUUGAUAUAUUACUUCACAAUCAUUUCUUCACAUGAUUUCUUUUCUAUAGCUAGAUCACAUAGAACAAUAAUAAUAUUGUUAUCUCUUCAUCAUGUAAAGGAUUUUUCUGUUGUCUAUUGUAGGCAGACACCCUGAAGGAGAGAUAUCAAAAGAUAGGAGACACGAAACGUGCAACGCCUAUUGAAGUUCUCUGUGAGAAUCAUCCUGGUAUGUUUCUGUGCGUUGUGUUAAUCAGAAAUCAUUGCAAUAGCCCAUUUUCAUGUUGGAGUUAUUUUACUACAUCAAGAGUGCUUUGGAAUUUUGUUUCCUGGUGCAAAUUGGGCUGUUGUUGUGUAAUAUAUAUCAAAAUUACGAGAUUUGAAUGACAAAUGAGAACAAUACAAUCUUCUUUUAUAGAAGUACAUUCAGAACAAUAUUAUUUUAUUUGUGUUUGACUGGUACCACAACCAAGUAUCAACCUGUUAUUGUUGUUCUACAAAAUAGUUGACCUUAAACUGACUGAUAAAAAUUAUAUUUCCCUUUCUCCCUACAGAGGAACUGGCCACAUAUCUACGCUAUGUACGGAGACUUGAUUUCUUUGAAACCCCCGACUAUGAGUAUUUAAGAAAACUGUUUAGGGACUUAUUUGACCGGAAAGGAUUUGUUGAAGAUGGUGAAUUUGACUGGACACACAAGCAAAUAGUAAGUAAAAAUAAAACUGUAAACUAUUGUAUAUGAUUCAGCAAAAACCAUGCAUACAAGAACCCCUGAUAGAGUGGUCUUUUGUAGAAUGGACAGUGGUUCUAUGGUACGGUACUUGUUUGGCCAAAUUUUAGUCAUAAGCAUAGUCUAAAUUGUAGUGGCAGUGUUAAAUACAUUUGCAGGAGAGAUUCUAGAAGUCUUGAAGUAGAGUUAGUAUGCCCUCAAAGACAGCUGUCAGACAAUACCUCUUCAGCUGCUGGUACAGCAUAUUAAUUUGGAAAAAUGAUGUUGCCUAUGCUCACUAAAUUUUUCAACUCAUCAAUGCAGCACUUAUUUAGGGGUGGUGCUUAUUUGGGCUUGGCCAACUAUGCCAAAUUUGCAAACGCCAUUAGGCAAGUUGGUUAGGUAAUAACCCAGGGGCAAAUCAUCAAGGUGAGGGUGAUGGCAAUCGCAGCGGCGGCCUUACAUUUGCCUGUCUCCAUAUUGAACAAUAUUGUAUUAAGCGCACAUCUUUGGAAACAAAGGUCAUCCUAAUACUUAUCCCCAGUUUCCACAGUCUCCACUAGGAUCGUGUGGCCUACUUUGUAAUGAAGACUGUCUUGCUCUGCUAAAGCAAGCUCAACUGAAAAUUCUGUCUUUAACAGGAGUGAGUAAGAAAUUAUGUAAUUGUUUUUUAUGAUUAUUAAAUUUUUAUAAUGUUAGCAUCAUCUUUCCACAGCCAAGUCCUAUUAAUUCACUGAGUCAUUCAGAUCAACACAAUCCAAGAGACUCUCAGCUUCCUGCAGGAUUUCAGAAAUCAACUGAGAGAAUAAUGUCUUCAUCUGCGACAAACAAGGUACAGAUAACAUUUCAGUGUAUCAGAGCUGUCACUAAGAGCCAGUAGCUUAGGGUCUCCCUCGGCCACUAUGAGAAUGAUCACCAGCUACUGUCAUAGGAAACAAAAGGAAAAUAAUAAACAACCUCCUUUUCUGGCUGGUCAAAUAAUUGUAGAAGUUUUUUUUUUUUUUUUUGCCCAAGUACUAUCAAACUAUACUAGUAACAGAUCAAUCGUACUGCAUUGACAUUCCGGUACUUGGCAGGUUAUUGCAAAAUGUAUUUAGAGCAUAGCAUAAGUCAAAAAACAUCAUUGCAGUGUUAACAUAGUAUAGAACAAGACGCAUUAAGUGGAAAAGUGCAUGGAGAAUAAAAAAUGUUCAUAUCCAAAAGUGAGCACUCAAAAUGACCAGCAAGACGAGAGUUUGACCAGACAAGAACGCAACCAGGCUGGAUAUUCUUGACUGGCAGUUAUUUUCAGCCCUGCCAUGGUGUAUCAUUAUAAUUUAUUGUGUGUUCUAUACCUGCCUUAUACACUCAAACAUUUUUUAAAAACUGACAAUUUAAACCAGAAGGAAACUGACAGAACAAAAACUACCGAAAACAAGAAAAUUUGCAAAAUAUCAAAAUAGGAAGGAAUUGUUAUGAAGUAUGAAUUUUUUUUUUCUGUUCCUAAAGAAAGGUUUUUUGAUAAAUGUUUGAUCUCCAGCUAAAGAUAUAGUGAGCUUCACUGUUCUGACCUAUCAGACAUCUGAUCAUAGAUCAUGUCAACUUUGAUCCUGAUCAGACUGUCCAUGCUGUUAGAGCCCUAUUGCACUAAGAGCACUAAAGAUGUGACAGUUUCUCACUGUGUACACCCCUAGCAUUUGUCUGUUACAGCGUAUAUUGUAAUAACUUCAAAGAUUACAGCAUAUUCAAAAUUCAAUUGAAAGAUAUAUCAAGUGUUGAUCAGUUUGAUUGGUCUUUGUUUAGUCUGCUCAAGACAGAAAAGGGGCUUGGGCUGAUAACUCGCAGGCUCACAGGACGGCUGGGCUGGCUCCACCAACUGCAGACAGAUUAGGGGGCUCUGUUCAAGUUGUUAGCUCAACAAAUGGUGACCUUCUCCCAACUGAAGAGAAUCGUCUAGAAAGCAAGGCUGGUAGUCCUGUGCAUGCACAACAGCAACCUGAAGUGGAAGUUGUUGAGGAAACAAAGUAUGUGUCACUACAUUUUGUAGCCAUUGAAGUUUAUUUAGUGGGUGGGUCUGAUGACGUCCUCAUUGUCUAUUCACAGGAAAAUUUUUAUGCACAAACAGGGAAAUAUUGUCUACCAAAUUAAUAAACAUUAUGAGCCAGUGUGGUAACAGUGCAAGGUGGAUCAGUACAUCAUUUUGAUUGUGUAACAUUAAUUUUUAUUGAUGUAUCAUGUUUCUACCAAGCUAGCUGUCGUGGGCAAUACAUCUACACUUCCAACAGCGAGGCAAAGUUCCUUUCCUUAGCCACUAAAAACAGCCCUGUAAUGUUUUUGUUACAAUAAAUGUCACAUUCAGUAACAUUUUAUGAAACAGCGGGGUUUUUUGUAGCUCUUAACUAAUUGAGAAUUUUUUUGUAAUGAAACCUGGGGUUUCGUAGCCACUAAACUUCCUUUAUUUUCAUAGAUGCUGUUGUUUUUUCAAACGGAAAAAGAAGAAGAAGCAGCCGGUUGUGAGGCACAAAUGACUUUUUCAUUGAAACAUAGCCAUCAAUGAAACCUCGGUAGCAUAGGAAAGCUUUAACUCAUUAGAACCUUUUUGUAGAAAGUUGGGUCAGUUUUAUAAUGAAAGAAAAUGGAGUUUAAAAGUGUAGAAGCAAACAUUUGGUUCAAAUCUUUCUGUGACAACGUCUUUGCUUUGCACAAAUUAUGAAGGAUGUCUCCCAGUAGUUCAGAAAAUAAUGAAGAAAAUUUUUAACAAAGUGGAUUUUAUUUAGUGACACCAGAAACUCGUAAGGGUUCCUGGUGAUAGAAUAAACGUUAGAAGACUUAAGUAGUUAAGUGACCUCAAACUUUUGAUACAAAGUUUAGUUUUCAAAAUAAUGAUUUACACUUCAAGCUCUCUGAAAGCCAUUAUUUUUAACCCAGAUCCUGGUCUUUCAUUUUCACUGUUAUUUUUCGGAUGGAUAUUUCCCAUGAUCUGAUCUUGAGACAAAGGGGAACUUUUGCCAUGUUUUAAUAUAAAUUUAGGUUGUAUGAUAACUGUCUGUUGGCAGAACCGAAUGGGAGCAAUAAUGUCAAUAUUUUCAUUUUACAAAGAAGCAUGAUCAUUUGAAAUUUCAAAGAUGAUAGCAGUAGUGAGAAGACAGAUUGAAUAUUAUUUCUUGUCUUUCCUUCACCUUCGUUUGAAGUUUCAGAUCAUUGUUAUUGACAUUUCUACUCCAGUCACCAAUUUGUUAAAAAGGUAAUGACUGCUAUGUAAGAUUUGCUAACUUAGAGUGAGACUUUCUAAAGAUUUAACCAUAAGCUUGGUUCUAGGAAUAUUUAUUGACAAUAAUUAUUUUGCAACACCCUGAAAUAUAUGAAUUAUGUUUGUUAAUAUUAACAUGCCCAGAUCCCUUAACUGCUUGCAAAAUAAAUUUGUGAUGUGAAGCUUGUUUCUCUUUUGCUUUGUAGAUGCUAGCCUGUGAAAACAGCCAUCUCUCCUCGCUCCUUGCUGCCAGGGACACGAGGAGGGAUGUCUGCACCUCGGUGAGAGAAAUUCCAUACUGAUGAUGUUAAAUAUCUGGUCAGCAGAGUAGUUAUAUUGUUUUAGCUAUUGUGUACUAACGACGCACAAAAAACAAAAUGGUCACAAAGGUCAAAAUAUAAUGUAAAUGCAAUGAAUUUACUUUAUAACAGUCAAUGUUCAUGGAAUAUAUUCCUCUUUAGCAGAAGCAUUUAAGUUUGGCUGGAGCUUGUUCGCAGCCAAACCCAAAACUUGACCAUAAUCAACCAGGAGAAACUAAAAAUCGAACAAAUUUGCAUUUGGAACCCAUGACUACAGGAUAUAUUACAUAAACAUUGAUUUCAUCAUCAGUAUGAAAUCUCUGUUGGUGAAGCACAGGCGUCCCUCCUGCCAAACAUCCCUAGAGCGAGGAGUAAGGAGAUGCAGCUGUUUUUGCAGGCAAACUAGAUGCUGUAGACUGGUACAUGUAAGCUGUAAUCAAGUAAUUUCUGAAAUUGGUAGUUACUUGACAGAACAAUAACAUUGCAGUGUGACCAGUCUUUGUUUGUAAACCUCAGCUAUAAUUCCUGUCUGUCUCCUUACCAUUAACUUAAUAAUUGUCCUGUUUGAUUCUGGAUGUUAGGAGUUUACUGUAAAGUCCUGUGGUUUAUCUUUGAUUGUAAGUUUUCACUUGCAAUAGUAUUCAUUUUUCUUUCUUGUUAAGUCUUAUCUGGGGUAAUAUUAAAUUCUAAAAACAGUUCAUGGUCACUACAAACAGAAUACAGCUUUCCUCUUUUGGCAAGAGGAUGUCUUUUGGCUGUUGAUUCCUUUUUGUCAGAAAUUCUUGUCACAUUGAUUUGUAUUUCCCCUGAAGUCAAUUAAUGUAAUUUCAAAUCUCGCCCAUCACGAGUUAGCCAUUCAUUUUUAGUCUGUUAUUUCCACUGAUUUGUAAUAAAUUGAAUGUACAGAAAUUCACCCCCAUCAUUGUUAGUGUCAAUUUGUGUAGAGUUCAUCUGGUUUGUACAGCCUAGGGGAAAAAUAUUUUCCUUAUCGUUAAAAUGUUUAAAGAAAGCCCAUAAAUCUUUGUAUUCUUUAGAAUGAUUAAUUAUUAUUAAAAAAUUCGUCUGUG
Porites lobata is the source of this 12104-nucleotide messenger RNA. The record is from the annotation of a GenBank genome assembly. NCBI's taxonomy places the organism in Eukaryota, Metazoa, Cnidaria, Anthozoa, Scleractinia, Poritidae.